AUGCCUGGAUUGAAUCCUAGAGUAGCGGUCCAUCAAUUGGCAGUCAAAAAUGGUUCUCGUAUAGUUAAACAAGCUCAAAGACGUUUUAGACCAGACUUGAUUCCAUUGAUAGAAAAUGAAGUUAACAAACUCAUUGAGGCAGGCUUUAUUCGUGAGGUCAAAUAUCCUACAUGGAUUUCAAGUAUUGUUCCUAUGAAGAAGAAGAAUGGUAAAAUUCGAGUUUGCGUUGACUUUAGACAUCUCAAUAAUGCAUGCCCUAAAGAUGAGUUUUCUCUUCCCAUUCCAGAGUUGAUGAUUGAUGCCACCACUGGUUAUGAGGCAAUGUCGUUCAUGGAUGGUUCUUCUGGAUAUAAUCAAAUCCGCAUGUCACCAAAAUAUGAAGAACUCUCUGCAUUUCGCACGCCAAAAGUUGAUGAUUUGGUAGUGAAGUCGAGGAAAAGGGGUAAUAAUUUGAAAGACUUAAGGAUGGUGUUUGAGUUACUCCGAAGAUAUCAAUUAAGGAUGAAUCCAUUGAAAUGUGCCUUCGAAGUUACUUCCGGCAAGUUCCUUGGCUUUAUUGUGAGACAUCGAGGGAUUGAAAUUGAUCAAGCCAAAGUCGAUGAAAUAUCAAAGAUGCCUGAACCUCGAGAUAUCCAUGAGUUAAAAAGUCUCCAAGUAAAGUUAGCCUACUUGAGAAGGUUCAUCUCAAAUCUAGCGGGGAGAGGUCAACCAUUCAAUCAUCUCAUGAUUAAAGGUGCUCCUUUUAAUUGGGACCAAACAUGUAGCGAAGCCUUUAAAAGUAUCAAAUCGUAUCUAGCAAAACCUCCGGUUUUGGGAGCCCCUAUACCUAAAAAACCAUUGAUACUCUACAUUGCAGCACAAGAAAGGCCUGUAGGAGUCCUUUUAGCUCAAGAGAAUAGUGAAGGCAAAGAAAAUGCACUUUAUUACUUAAGUAGAACAAUGACGCCAAAUGAGCUAAAUUAUUCGCCAAUUGAAAAAUUAUGCUUGGCACUGAUCUUCUCAAUUCAAAAGAUGAAGCAUUAUUUUCAAGCUCAUGUUGACCGCCUUAUUUCUAGAGCAAAUCCCAUCAAGUUUGUUAUGUCAAAAACUGUCCUUAGUGACCGACUAGCAAGAUGGUACCUCCAAUUCCAACAAUUUGAGAUUGUGUACAUCCCUCAAAAAUCUGUGAAGGGACAAGCACUAGCGGAUUUCUUAACAGACCAUCCUAUACCAAAUGAUUGGAAGUUAAUUGAUGAGUUUCCUGAUGAAGAUGUGAUGUUAAUUGAAGUUCAACCUCCUUGGAAAAUGUACUUUGACAGGGCUGCACAUCGCGGUGGAGCUGGUGCUUGUGUGGUGUUCAUCACUUCACAAGAAGAGAUUCUACCAUUCUGUUUUACUCUAAAACAAUGUUGCUCCAAUAAUGUCGCUGAAUAUCAAGCACUGAUACUUGAACUUGAAAUGGCUGUUGACAGAAACAAUUACAUUUACAGGUCUUUGUUGAUAAGAUGGCUUGGGGAUGUAACCCUUCAACAUGUGCGUCGAACAGAUAAUAAGAAAGUUGAUGCAUUGGCUACUCUAGCUUCAACGCUAACCCUUCCUGAUCAAACGCAAGUAACUGUCUGUCAAAAAUGGAUAGUACCACAGUCAAAUGAGGAAGAAUAUAUUGAAAAUAAGCUUGAUCAUAUCGUCGCCAUUGUUGAAGCUGCGAUGGAAGAUUGGAGACAACCCAUCAUUGACUACCUAUGUUAUGGGAUACUUCCAGAAAAUCCAAGAAGAAGAACUAACAUACGUCGUCGUGCACCUCGUUUCCUUUACUACAAGGAUACACUAUAUAGAAGAUCAUUUGAGGGACCAUUACCAAAGUCUUCUGGUGGACACUUGUACAUCUUGGCUGCAACUGAUUACUUUUCAAAAUGGGCUGAAGUUGUCGCUCUAAAAGAGGUGAAGAAAGAGAAUGUUGCAAAUUUUAUCCGAGUAAAUAUUAUCUAUCGCUUUGAAGCGAAAUCUUCUAUGUACCAUGCUGCCGCUAAUGGUCUUGCUGAAGCAUUCAAUAAAACUCUAUGCAACCUGCUCAAGAAAGUUGUCUCCAAAUCCAAACGGGAUUGGCAUGAAAGAAUGGAAGAAGCUUUGUGGGCAUAUAGGACAAUAUAUCGCACACCAACUCAAGCAACACCAUAUUCACUUGCUUUUGGAGUUGAAGCAGUCCUGCCCCUCGAGCGUCAAAUACCCUCAUUAAGACUUGCUAUUCAAGAAGGGCUCACUGAGGAAGAAAAUGCUCGAUUACAUCUUGCUGAGUUAGAAGCACUUGAUGAAAAGAGGUUAGAAGCCCAACAAAACCUUGAAUGUUAUCAAGCUCGUCUAUCUCGUGCUUUUAAUAAGAAGGUUCGCUUGAGGUUCUUUCAAGUUGGAGAUCAAGUUCUCGCGGUAAGAAGACCCAUAAUUACUUCGCACAAGUCUGGGGGCAAAUUUACUUCAAAGUGGGAUGGACCAUAUGUCAUACAAGAAGCAUAUUCAAAUGGUGCUUACAAGCUUGUUGAUGCUGAUGGCUUAAGUAUCGGUCCUAUUAAUGCCAAAUUUCUAAAGAGAUACUAUCCUUGA
Molecule: messenger RNA, 2577 nt
Organism: Solanum lycopersicum (tomato)
Lineage: Eukaryota; Viridiplantae; Streptophyta; Magnoliopsida; Solanales; Solanaceae
Source: RefSeq, a predicted model, not a curated record